This is a messenger RNA of Echinops telfairi (small Madagascar hedgehog), 1275 nucleotides long. It is a transcript of the gene FCRLB, whose product is annotated as Fc receptor like B. The record is from RefSeq and is a predicted model, not a curated record. Bases 1 to 1275 code for a protein of 424 amino acids. Gene Ontology annotation, molecular function: transmembrane signaling receptor activity. The transcript is spliced from 6 exons. Gene Ontology annotation, biological process: cell surface receptor signaling pathway; negative regulation of immune response. NCBI's taxonomy places the organism in Eukaryota, Metazoa, Chordata, Mammalia, Afrosoricida, Tenrecidae.
AUGUGGGCACUGACAACCCUCCUGAUCCUGGUAUCAAGCAGUGGACAUGCUGCUCCUCUGGAGAAGCCCACACUCUCUCUGCACCCACCCUGGACUACAAUCUUCAAGGGGGAGCGGGUCACCUUGCGUUGUGACGGGUACCACCCUCUGCUCCUGGAGCUCCGACCCAUCAGCACACUCUGGUAUUUGGGCCACCUGCUCCUGCCCUCACACAAGAAGAGCAUCGAGGUGCAGACACCAGGGGUGUAUCGAUGCCAGACACGGGGAGCCCCUGUCAGUGACCCUAUCCACCUCUCUGUAUCUAAUGACUGGCUGAUCCUGCAGGUGCCCUACGCUGCGGUGUUUGAGGGUGAGUCUCUGAUCAUGCGCUGUCGCGGCUGGUACGACAAGGUGGUCUACAAGCUUCACUACUACCGCGAUGGCCAGGCGGUGCGCUACUUCCACUCCAGCGCCAACUACACCGUGCCGCAGGCGCGCACCAGCGACAGCGGGCGCUACCAGUGCUCCGGUACCAUGCGCAUCCCGGUGGAGAGCGCGCCCAUGUUCUCCUCCAAGGUGGCGGUGACCGUGCAAGAGCUGUUCCCGGCGCCGGUGCUGCGGGUGACCGGCCGGGUGGAGGCGCGCGGCGCGGCGCCCGGCGGGGUGGUGGUGCGCUGCGAGACCCGCCUGCACCCGCACAAGCCCGACACGCCGCUGCAGUUCGUCUUCUACAAGUACAGUCGCGUCGUGCGCCGCUUCGACUGGGGCGCCGAGUACACGGUGCCGGAGGCCGAGGUCGAAGAGCUGGAAUCGCACUGGUGCGAGGCGGCCACCACGAGCCGCAGCGUCCGGAAACGCAGCCCGUGGCUGCAGCUCCCCGGGCGCGGCUCUCCUCUGGACCUGGCCUUCACCACGGCCCCCGUUCCGCAGGCCGUGGCCUUGGCGCCCAGUAACAAGCCGCUCUCCUUCCGAAAACCUCUCGUGGCUAGAUCGGUCCCAUCCGUCAGCUCCAUCUCAAACACCACCGCAUCGGGACUGCUGUUCCCCAUUGGCAGCGCCCCCACUGCCGGACCCCCGGCCUGCGCUCCCCCCACGGCCCUGGAACCUUCUGCCGCGGCAGCCCUGCAACCCAGCGUGGACCUUCUGCUCCGAGAGAUGCGGCUGCUCAAAGGCCUUCUGAGCCGCGUGGUCCUGGAGUUCAAGGAGCCGCAGGCCCUCCCGGGAACACCCGAGACCCCCACUAACCACUUGGCUGUGAGCCAGGGAAGCCCGAAGACCACUACUGUGGAGAGCUGA